Molecule: messenger RNA, 1841 nt
Organism: Anopheles funestus (African malaria mosquito)
Lineage: Eukaryota; Metazoa; Arthropoda; Insecta; Diptera; Culicidae
Gene: Rsf1
Product: RNA-binding protein Rsf1
Exons: 2
Coding region: 364-1059 (231 amino acids)
Molecular function (GO): RNA binding
Source: RefSeq, a predicted model, not a curated record
UCGACGAAAAAGAGAGAGAAAGAGAAACGGGUUAGUGUGUGUGUGUGUGUGAAAGAGAGAGCGCGUGAUCACAUCGACUGCUGGUCUACGUACUACGGCGACGAUCUUCUUCUGCGACAGCAUCCUCCGGCAAAUCAAGCAAGCCGGCGAACAGAUCCGCGUGUACACAGAGAGAGAAAGAUAGAGAGCGAACGAAGCGUUUACGACAGCGCCGCAUCACAGCACACUUCGUCAACGCAUCCUUCGAUUGGCAACGCGCAUCACAUCCUUCGUGGCGAAACCCGUAGCCGCGCCCCCAAACGUCAGUCAGUCAGUCAAUCAGCAAGCGACGAACCCCACCUUCGACACACAACGCAUAGCGCAAUGGGCGAUCAGAAGGGCACACGCGUCUACGUCGGCAACCUUACCGAUAAAGUGAAGAAGGAGGAUCUCGAGGGCGAAUUCACCAAGUACGGUAAAUUGAACUCUGUCUGGGUAGCUUUCAAUCCACCAGGUUUCGCAUUCAUUGAGUUCGAAAACAAGGAAGAGGCGGAAACGGCCUGCGACAAUCUGAACGGUCAGGACAUCCUCGGUUCGAAGCUGCGCGUCGAAAUUUCCAAGGGCCGCCGGAAUCCGCGCGGUGCAUCGCGCGGUUUCCGCGGACCGCCAGGCCGUAACGGGGGCAGCGGUGGUGGCAGUAUCGGUGGCAGCGGUGGUGGUGGCAGCAGCUUCCGCAAUGGGUCACGUGGCGGCUUCCGAGAUGGUGGUUCGAGCUAUCGAAGCGGCAGCAGCGGCGGUGGCGGUGGUGGUGGUGGCAGCUUCCGCGGAGGAAGCCGCAGUUCCGGCCGGUUCGAUGGUGGCUACGGUAGCAGCGGCGGCGGCGGUGGUGGUGGUGGUCGCUCGAGCGGUGGUUACAGCCGGGAUGGUGGCCGCGACGGUGGCUAUGGUAGCAGUGGCGGUAGCUUCGGUGGUGGUGGUGGUUAUGGCGGUGGCCGUAGCAGUGGUGGCGGCGGCGGUGGUGGUGGUGGCGGUGGACGCUUCCGUUCACGGUCUCCGGUCGGUGGUCGUGGUCGGUAUUAAAGGGCCGGGGGUCACACCAUGAUUCGGAGCUGAACCCGGGGCAAACGCACAGAGAUUCCCCCAACACACUGCUCCUCACACACUGCUGGCGUGCAUUCCCAUCGCUCAAAGAGAGUUGGUUUAGUUUGUGUUUGGUUUAUAAUUUCGGUUCAAUUAUCUCGUGAAAGCUUCUUGUGCAAGGAGUGUCCAGGAGAGUGAUGGAUACAACAAAUGGCCAAUGAUGGAACUAAAGAACAAUUUCAACUAGCAUUUAAGCCAUCGAUGAAAGAGAACAAACACAUGUAUAUGACCAGAAAACACACACACACCACUAGCAAGCCAUCAGCGUUCCGUUCAUCACUAUCAUUUAAGUCUUUCGAUUCACGCCUCAAGUCCUCUUGUAGGACAAAGAAUUUCGAGAGAAGAAUUCUACCACAAUGCUAUAUAUACAAGAGUAUACUUUAGUGCAGGAAAACGGACACAAGUCGGUUAAUUAUUCCUUAUCACAACGUUCAUUUGAUUUAAGUUCCUUUUGUUUUAAAUUAUUAUUUUACUUACUGGAACUAAACGAUGUGUGCUCGAAAGAAAGCACGCUUAGUACGGUUUGCCGGACAGUAUAACAACCCCACUUUACGUCUCGAAAUAUGGAAAUCUGUAUUUAAGAAGCUAACAAACGCGAUUUUUAUUUUCUUCUCACUGUUACGAGAAACUGGAAAUGCGAAUUUUAGUGUUUAAGAACAUUCAUUUGUAAACCAUUUGUCAUAACGCGCCACAACAAAUAAUAAUCACUACAGACCCUGACA